GCUACAAGAUGGCUGCCAAAGACGAGAUAGAUCGGUUGAAGAAUCUGUUAGGGUUACAGCCACAUCCCGCAGGUUUUGGGAGCUUCGUGGAAAACUGGCGGGCAGAGAGACAAGUGACGUUUGUGCAUCCUACCAGUCACGACGGCCCAAGAUCUUCCUCUUCCAGCAUAUACUUCAUGUUAGAAGGAACGAAUUUCAUCAGCUUUCACCUGUUAUUGUCGGAUGAGUUCUUCUACUGGCACGCUGGGGGCAAAGUAAAGAUCCACCUGAUCGAUAAAGAUGGCAACCAUAGCUCGCAUCUUUUGGGGGACACCCUGAAAAACCCUGAGUGUCGGUAUUACGUGGCGGUCCCUCACGACACAUGGUACGCAGCGGAGAUAAUCGAAAACGCCCCCUAUGUGCUAUACAGCGCUGUUGUUGCGCCAGGAUGGGAGCUUCGUGACUGGACAGAAGGGAAAAAGGAUGAACUUUCCAAACAAUAUCCGCAACACAAGGAGAAAUUUGAGAAACUGUGUUAUAUUUAAACUUUAUUCUGAUCAAUCUGCAUUACGCCCGAAAGGCGGAAUAAUGAAAGUAAGCAUUCCGUAACAGAUGACACCUGGCCAAAAUUGCAGUCAGAACCCACACUGUAAGGAGUAUGGAAGUGUGUUCAUACGUUUCAAAUGUGGUUAUUGAAAGCUGGGCAUAACCUGUUUCUUCCAAUUUUUGGACACCUGGCCUAAUCUUUUGGGCGCUUUUGAUUUAGCGCUUUUUACAUGAAGUACCCUAAAACUGUUUUAAUCCAACAGCUUAGCAUUGUGGAGAAAUAAACAGGCUUAUUUACCAUCUAUGCCAUGGUGAAAUGAUCUACUGGCUAAGCUGUUAGUGGGAAUGGUGACAGUUCUGAACUCCCCGGUGUGCCUGGCCCUAAUGAUUGGCCGGUGUCAUUGUACUAUAAUUGGCUUCUAAAUGUGUCAAGUCUGGUGUCACUUUCGCCAUGGUGUUGUUGUGCAGCAGCACUCCGUGAAUUUGGCCGCACUAUGUCCUACCUGCUAAAUACCAUGCAUAAGGACACGUGUCUAUCAGACGUGUCUGUCAUUCAAACUGAAAAAGUGAAAUUAUGUUCAAAGCGGCGCUAGAAAUCUCAAAGCAAACAUUGGCCUCCCUGGCCGUCGGUGAGCGCGCCAGUGCGGCGCAGUGAACCUCUCACGAA
Messenger RNA from Liolophura sinensis, 1192 nucleotides. RefSeq lists its product as uncharacterized. NCBI's taxonomy places the organism in Eukaryota, Metazoa, Mollusca, Polyplacophora, Chitonida, Chitonidae. Gene Ontology annotation, cellular component: intracellular anatomical structure. The record is from RefSeq and is a predicted model, not a curated record. Bases 9 to 524 code for a protein of 171 amino acids. The transcript has 4 exons.